AUGUUCGGUGUUAAACCAUGGCAAGCGGUUCGUAAUCAUGAUGUGAUUCUGAAGUUGGAAGCUGACGAGCGUUUGGCGAAACCAGAGAAUUGUCCUAAAGUUCUGUACGAUUUUUUAAGGCGCAUGUGGGCAUUUGAUCCAGAUGAACGGCCGAAUAUCACCGAGACAAAUCGCUUUCUCAACUACCUGCUCGAUCAAAUCGACUGUCGUGUUCCGUUCAGCGAACUUCGAGCACCCUCUAAAGAGGUUGGUUACGUUUCGUACCCAUCCAACUCAUUAUUUGCUUAUCAUGAUUCAUCCGUCGAGACAUCCACGGAAGAGCCAAUCCUCAACGGUAACGCUAACAAGUCGGCACCGAUUCUGAAUGUUGACGCAUCUGCAGUGGCGACUUCGACUUUAUGGAGGGCAUUAGAACAACAACGAAUUCAGAGCGAAGAGGACGAAAAAUGGCUGGAAGAAGAGGAGGAGAAAUUGCUUCCUCUGCCCAAUAUCUCUACGUCAAGAACGUUCGAUCAUUUGAACUCAUUGUCCGGAAGUCGUCCACUUCUCGACGAUCACGGUGUAUUACCGCAGGGAUACGAAUUCGACAGGAGUGAGGACAAUGUCCAUCAGUGCGUUUUUGAUGUGGUCGGUGCGGUGUCGAGUCUCUCGAAGGCGUUCACGUCUUCGAUGAGCACACCUGAAUUCGUUGCGCUCGUUAAGAAUAUAACAAAUCAGUUGAAGGCGUUAUUCGAAGAGUCAUCGAAGUGCCUGAAGACACUGCAACCUGUCGAUCAGUGUCAAGUACAAUUGGUCGAAACCCUGCUUGGUUCGGAUAUGCGCAAUAUGGCCAGUAAUAUGCGCAUUGCUCUGGAUCAAACUGCUUCUGAAGAUGAAAAUGAACAAGCUCGUCGUGAAGUGUUGAAAACAGCGCAUCAACUCGCUUUCAACUGUAAACAUUUCCUGGAGUCCGUGGAUAGUGCCCGUUUGAGGAGUAAUGUGGCUAAAUUGCGCAAAACUUCUUCGAGCUUCACUGCAAGGAGCCAACGGAUUUAA
Anisakis simplex (herring worm) is the source of this 1035-nucleotide messenger RNA. Lineage: Eukaryota; Metazoa; Nematoda; Chromadorea; Rhabditida; Anisakidae. The record is from the annotation of a GenBank genome assembly.